Fusarium mangiferae is the source of this 414-nucleotide messenger RNA. RefSeq lists its product as uncharacterized. NCBI's taxonomy places the organism in Eukaryota, Fungi, Ascomycota, Sordariomycetes, Hypocreales, Nectriaceae. Bases 1 to 414 code for a protein of 137 amino acids. The transcript is spliced from 2 exons. The record is from RefSeq and is a predicted model, not a curated record.
AUGGAUGCAAUGGAACCUCGUCUCAAGGAACGCAUGGAUGACAUCGAGACUCGUCUCAACAAACGCAUGGAUGGCAUUGAGACUCGCAUCAAUACACGCAUCACCACCCUGGAGAAUGAAAUGAACAAACAAUUCGUCAAAUUCGAGAGCUUUGCUCAGAACACCAGGGCCCGCGCCAAGAACUCUCGCGCCCGCGAACUGGGCGUCCCCUACACUCCUCUUGUCGAGGAAGAUGGCGCUGCUAUCCGAGACUUCCCUUGCACUUUUAACGAAGUCAACGCACUGGCCGAACCACGUCUCUCAACCCUUCUCAGUGCUGUCGGAGUCGAGCUCGAAGAUGGCUGGACUGUCGAGCAGAAGCGAAGUGCCUUCUUGAGCGCCAUCGGCGUCAUGCGUGUCCCUACCUUCCCCUAA